AUGGAGGACGCGCAUGAGACCGAGAUGGCGCUACAGAUCCGUAACGACAAGCACCUGAAGCAAGUCGGCGUUGCCGUGCGACGUCCUCGCUCGCGUGCGUCGUGUAUCAAGGGCCAAGCCAAUGAAGAUACCAAGCAGUGGGAGCUGCUGCUCUUCUCGAUCGCUGACUCGAGCGAACUGGGCGCGCUCGAGUCCUUGCUCGUGCAACUUGCACCUUCCACGUGCUACCUGUCGGUAGAGCUCGAGCAACUGCAGAGCGUGGGCGACAGCAAGAAGCUGCAUGCGCUCUUCCAGACCCACAACGUGGCACGAGUUUACGUGAAGAAGCACCUGUUCCUGGACGUGAGUAGCGUCGAGAAGCACGUGUCAAGACUCCUUGGAGCCGACACAAUGGCGGUGCUGCCCGAGAUGCUGGCCUGCAAGCUAGCUACCGGUUCGCUGGCCUGCUUGCUCGAUGCACUGGGUGUCGUGACCGACGCGGACGCCUUUGGCUGCUACAAGUUGCACAAAGGGAGUCUCUCGUCGGCCAUGCAGCUUGAUAAUGCUGCGUUGCGGUCGCUGAAUUUGCUGCCGGAACCGAGCUCGACGACGACAGGAGGAGCGAGGUUCGGAGGCAGUGUCUUGGAGAUUCUGGAUCGAGGGAAGACAGCGAUGGGUCGACGCUUGCUCGAGCGCUGGAUCCGACAGCCGCUGGUUGAUGUCGAGCAGAUUGAAACGAGACAAAAGUUUGUGCAGCUGUUUGUGAACGACUCGUCACUCAGGAUGGAGCUGCUGGAUGAAGGGAUGAGGGCGCUGCCUGACUUGGAUCGACUGGCCACCUGUCUCGAAAAGAAAAAGAAUGCCAAGAUCGCUGACCUCGUGAGCGUGUACGACGCAGCGGUUAGUGCUAUGCCUCGUGUGUUGCAGUCUCUAAAGAGCACAAAUGUCAGUCGGGGUGGCGAUGACACGAUCGCAGACCUUAUGAAGCGAGCGUUCGUUGCGCCGCUGGGCAAGGUGCUAGCAGAUCUGCAAGGCUACACGGAGCUCGUCGAGGAGGUGAUCGACCUGGACAGCCGUCCAUCUCUCGUGGUGAAUGCCAAGCACGACGAGAAUCUGCAGGCGUUGCGUGAAGAGUGGGACAGCGUCCUUGCAGACAUUGAAGAAGAGCACCGAGACGCACUGAACGAAAUUGGUGGCGAUAUCAAGUGCGAGAAAGACAAAGUUCGUGGGUUUACGUUUCGUGUUGUUAACAAAAAGGAGGAAGCCCGUUUGUCCAAGCUGCCGCACGUGCACAUCUGCCAAGUACUUGUAAGUGGAGUCCAAUUCACGACGACAAAGUUGAAAGCUCUUGCCGACGACUACCGCCGUGUGUGCACUGAAUACGAGGAACGGCAGAGCCAUUUGCUGAAUGCUGCGAUCGAAGUUGCCAGCACGUAUGUACCGGUGCUUGAAGCAGCAACUGCAAUACUUGCAGAACUAGAUGUGCUGCUUGGAUUUGCGCACGCUGCGUGCCAUGCUGGCUCGGGAUAUUGCCGUCCCAUGCUGGAUCCUGAUGGCGACUGUAUCGUGCUCACUGGCGCACGCCAUCCUUGCGUAGAACUGCAAGACGGUGUGGACUUUAUCCCAAAUGAUUACGCAUUCGAUCGUGACACAUCGCGCUUCCAGCUCGUCACGGGGCCUAACAUGGGAGGUAAGAGCACCUACAUUCGCCAAUUGGGAACCAUUGCUGUGAUGGCUCAAAUCGGUAGCUUCGUACCGGCCGAAGUCGCCCGAUUGCCCGUAUUCGACAAGUUGCUGGUUCGCGUUGGUGCAGGUGACUUGCAGCAGCGGGGAGUGUCUACGUUCAUGCUUGAGAUGCUAGAGGCAUCUGCUAUUUUGCACAAAGCCACCGAACACUCGCUCGUGAUUAUUGACGAACUGGGUCGAGGCACUUCGACGUACGAUGGCUUUGGGUUGGCAUGGGCUAUCUCUGAGUACCUCCUCACUAAAGCGCGGUCCAUGUGUCUCUUUGCAACGCAUUUCCACGAGCUCACAGCUCUGGAGCACGAGCACCCUCGCGGCUUUAAAAAUAAGCACGUAACGGCUGUAGCCAGCGACAGGGAUAUCACAAUGAUCUACCAGGUGCGUGACGGCCCAUGCAUGGAAAGCUUUGGUGUCCAUGUAGCAUCGAUGGCGGGUUUCCCCUCUUCUGUUAUCCAGUGCGCUCGGAGGAAAAGCCAGGAGCUUGAAGGCUUUCAACGAGCUUUAGGGACUCCUAGUCAGGAUUCCUGUGAUGGUGGCGGCGACAGAUGCGCCAAAAGGGCCGUGGAAGAGUCAUCACGACUUGAGACCGAACAAGCUCCUCCUUUAAAGAGAAUUGCACAGGACAGAAGACUAAUAGCUGCGUUCGCUGCACUCCCUCUCGACAAGCUCACGUGUGCUGAAGCCCUCACGGCAGUUCACAAACUCGUUCGUUCAUAA
Messenger RNA from Peronospora matthiolae, 2439 nucleotides. NCBI's taxonomy places the organism in Eukaryota, Oomycota, Peronosporomycetes, Peronosporales, Peronosporaceae. The record is from the annotation of a GenBank genome assembly.